Molecule: messenger RNA, 4403 nt
Organism: Lagenorhynchus albirostris (white-beaked dolphin)
Lineage: Eukaryota; Metazoa; Chordata; Mammalia; Artiodactyla; Delphinidae
Gene: LIG3
Product: DNA ligase 3
Exons: 21
Coding region: 442-3450 (1002 amino acids)
Biological process (GO): mitochondrial DNA repair; lagging strand elongation; DNA recombination
Cellular component (GO): DNA ligase III-XRCC1 complex
Molecular function (GO): ATP binding; DNA ligase (ATP) activity; DNA binding
Source: RefSeq, a predicted model, not a curated record
GGUAGCUCCACCGGCCUGCGCCGAGGCAGGGUGCCCCCGGCUGCCGCAGGACUGCUCUGGCUGGAUCUGCCCAUCCGCCGCGCUGAAGUCGAUGGGCUUCGGAGGGACCUCGGGAGCCUUUCUCUUCCCGCCGCGUCCGGGCUGUGUCCUGGAGGCUCCUCCUGCCCGAAUCGAGGGAUUCGCUUCCCCGUCCCCUCCCGGUGUCCCCGCUGUUCGCCCCGGGCAGUAGUAGCCCGUGCCCACUCCCGAAAGCGUCGCGGGGAGGCCCUCCGGCAAAAGCUGUCGCGGGGCUUUCACUUCCCGGCCCGGUUGCGUUCAGGCCUCAGUGGUUUCCUUUUCGGCUCCCUUUGAUGAAAUGCUGAGCGGCGGCUCUGGGGACUGGAGUUCAGAGCCUCCCCCCCAUGGACUUAUUUUAAUUUUCCCAGCCAUCCCGUGAGCUGUAUGACUUUGGCUUUUAAGAUCCUCUUACCACCAACUCUCCGUGCGCUCAGCCAAAAAGAACUGUGCCUAUUCCGAGAACAACAUCACUGGCCUGACAUAAGACAGUUCAGCCGGUGGUCGGAAACAGUUCUUCAUGGACACCACCUCCUCCAGAGAAGAAAGCCUGUUGUGUCAUUCCAGGAAAGCAAUCUAAGACCACGUGCCACCUGCCUUGUUUUCUUGCCAGGGUCGCAUGUGGGAGUCUGCAGUGGCCCCUGUGAGAUGGCAGAGCAACGGUUCUGUGUGGACUAUGCCAAGCGUGGCACAGCCGGCUGCAAAAAAUGCAAGGAAAAGAUUGUAAAGGGGGUGUGCCGAAUCGGCAAAGUGGUGCCCAAUCCCUUUUCAGAGUCAGGGGGCGAUAUGAAAGAGUGGUACCACAUUAAGUGCAUGUUUGAGAAACUGGAGCGGGCCCGGGCCACCACAAAAAAAAUUGAGGACCUCACAGAGCUGGAAGGCUGGGAAGAGCUGGAAGAUAAUGAGAAAGAACAGAUAAUCCAGCACAUUGCAGAUCUGUCUUCCAAGGCAGCAAACACACCAAAGAAGAAAGCUGUUGUCCAGGCUAAGUUGACAGCCACUGGCCAGGUGACAUCUCCAGUGAAAGGUGCCUCAUUUGUCACCAAUACCAAUCCCCGGAAAUUUUCUGGCUUUUCAGCGAAGCCCAACAACUCUGGGGAAGCCCACUCAAUACCUACCCCUAAGACAAGUCUGUCCUCAAGCAAAUGUGACCCUAAGCACAAGGAUUGUCUGCUACGUGAGUUUCGGAAGUUGUGUGCCAUGGUGGCUGAAAAUCCUAGCUACAACACGAAGACCCAGAUCAUCCAGGACUUCCUUCAGAAAGGCUCAGCAGGAGAUGGUUUCCACGGUGACGUGUACCUAACAGUGAAGCUGCUGCUGCCGGGUGUUAUUAAGAGUGUUUACAACUUGAAUGAUAAGCAGAUUGUGAAGCUUUUCAGCCGCAUUUUUAACUGCAACUCAGAUGAUAUGGCACGAGACCUAGAGCAGGGUGACGUGUCAGAGACAAUCAGAGUCUUCUUUGAGCAGAGCAAGUCUUUCCCCCCAGCUGCCAAGAGCCUUCUUACCAUCCAGGAGGUGGAUGAAUUCCUCCUGCGGCUCUCCAAGCUCACCAAGGAGGACGAGCAGCAACAGGCCCUGCAGGACAUCGCCUCCAGGUGUACAGCCAAUGACCUUAAGUGCAUCAUCAGGUUGAUCAAACAUGAUCUGAAGAUGAACUCAGGUGCAAAACAUGUGUUAGAUGCCCUAGACCCUAAUGCCUAUGAAGCCUUCAAAGCCUCGCGCAACCUGCACGAUGUGGUGGAGCGGGUCCUCCGCAAUGAGCAGGAGGUGAAGAAGGAGCCAGGCCGGAAACGAGCUCUGAGUGUCCAGGCCUCACUGAUGACCCCGGUGCAGCCCAUGCUGGCCGAGGCCUGCAAGUCCAUCGAGUACGCGAUGAAGAAGUGUCCGAAUGGCAUGUUCUCUGAGAUCAAGUAUGAUGGGGAGCGAGUCCAGGUGCAUAAGAACGGGGACCACUUCAGCUACUUCAGCCGCAGUCUCAAGCCAGUCCUGCCGCACAAGGUGGCCCACUUUAAGGACUACAUCCCCCAGGCUUUCCCCGGGGGCCACAGCAUGAUCUUGGACUCUGAGGUGCUCCUGAUCGACAACAAGAAAGGCAAACCACUGCCCUUUGGGACUCUGGGAGUGCACAAGAAAGCUGCCUUCCAGGAUGCUAAUGUCUGCCUGUUUGUUUUUGAUUGUAUCUACUUCAAUGAUGUCAGCUUGAUGGAUAGGCCUCUGUUUGAGCGGCGGAAGUUUCUUCACGAUAACAUGGUUGAAAUUCCCAACCGGAUCAUGUUCUCAGAAAUGAAGCAAGUCGCAAAAGCUUCUGACUUGGCUGACAUGAUCAACCGGGUGAUCCAAGAGGGGUUGGAAGGGCUGGUGCUGAAGGACAUGAAGGGUACAUAUGAGCCUGGAAAGCGUCAUUGGCUGAAAGUGAAGAAGGACUAUUUGAACGAGGGGGCCAUGGCUGACACAGCUGACCUGGUGGUGCUUGGGGCCUUCUAUGGGCAAGGGAGCAAAGGUGGCAUGAUGUCCAUCUUCCUCAUGGGCUGCUAUGACCCGAGUAGCCAGAAGUGGUGCACAGUCACCAAGUGUGCAGGAGGCCACGAUGACGCGACGCUCGCCCGCCUACAGAAGGAACUGGACAUGGUGAAGAUCAGCAAGGAUCCCAGCAAGAUACCCAGCUGGCUGAAAGUCAAUAAGAUCUACUAUCCUGACUUCAUCGUUCCAGACCCUAAGAAAGCUGCGGUGUGGGAGAUCACAGGGGCUGAAUUCUCGAAAUCUGAGGCACACACAGCUGAUGGGAUCUCCAUCCGUUUCCCUCGCUGCACCCGAAUCCGUGAUGAUAAGGACUGGAAGUCUGCCACUAACCUCCCCCAACUCAAGGAACUGUACCAGCUCUCCAAGGAGCGGGCGGCUUUCACCAUAGUGGCUGGAGAUGAGGGGAACUCCACUACAGGGGGCAGCAGCGGAGAGAACGAGGGCAUCUCAGGGCCAGCUGUGUCUCACGAGGCCCCGAGAACCUCCCCCAAGCAGCCCUCCACCAGUGCCAAGAAGGCAGGAGGGAAGCUGAGUAGCUCCAACAGCAAAGGCGGCAACAAGCUGGCUGCAAAGCAUUCCCCUGUGAAAGUGGGAGAGAAGCGGAAGGCUCCUGAUGAGACCCCAUGCCAAGCAAAGGUGAGGGUGCUGCUGGACAUCUUCACCGGGGUGCGGCUCUACCUGCCGCCCUCCACGCCAGACUUCAGCCGUCUCCGACGCUACUUUGUGGCAUUCGAUGGGGACCUGGCGCAGGAAUUUGACGUGGCCUCAGCCACACAUGUGCUGGGUAGUAGGGACAAGAACCCUGAGGCCCAGCAGGUGUCCCCGGAGUGGAUCUGGGCCUGUAUCCGGAAACGGAGACUGGUAGCUCCCUGCUAGGACUGCUGCCUGCCCUCGCCCUCUGGCUGUGCUCUCCCCACUGCACUACUCCUGGACAGGGCAGGCAGGCACAGGACAGAACCUGGGGGAACAGGCUUUCUUCUCCAAGCUGUGCAUCUUCCAGAACCCACCAACCAUGCAUGGUCUCUUCCAGACUGGUUAGUUGCUGUGGGUACCACCAGUGAAGUCAGUUUCUCCUGCUUACAUACGUCUUUCAGAUCUGGGUGCUGGUUUUGACCUCUUUUUUUUUUCUUUAAAAAGCAGCUUUUAAAAAAACAAAAACAAAAAAGCCAGGAACUAUCUUGGAGUUAUGUAUGUCCUUCCCCCGACACCCCCAAUAAUUCUCCUAGUGAUUAAGGAGUGAAGGGAAGGCCGGCUGUUGAAGCUCUGUCCACAGAGCCCGUCCUGGCGGCAGUCUUUUCUCCCUUACCUGCCCCUUCUACUUCCAGGCUCAUUUUAAAGUUGUAUUUAAAAGAAAGACUGUCCCCAGAAAUGCUUAUAAUUGGCAAAACUUGUAUUCAGCCUGGCCGCCAGGAAUGAAGUCUCACUUGAAAGAAAACAAAAUGGGCUUUGUCUUUGUGCUCUCCUAUUACAGUGUGUGGGCCCCUGUGUGAAGGGAGGGAACCAUGAUCAGGUAGGAAGGAAAGGGAGGUUGUUUGGGCUACUCCUCGGGGGGAUAAAGGGCUCCAGGAGGAUCUGCCUCCCCCAAAUCUGGAAACAAGUGGAGCGGCUGGGCCCGUGAGCCAUGGCCGCUGAGCCUGCGCGUCCAGAGCCUGUGCUCGGCAACGGGAGAGGCCACGACAGUGAGAGGCCCGCGUACCGCAAAAACAAAAAAAAGACUGCUCUUUAAAGACCCACCUGAGGACAAAUCUACACAGCCUGCUUAGAAAGAAUGGCUCCUGCACCGCCUGAGGCUGAUUUAUUUGAAUAAAAGGGAAACAAUUUAGCAUGGA